Manihot esculenta (cassava) is the source of this 1610-nucleotide messenger RNA. Its product is annotated as protein SAMBA. The record is from RefSeq and is a predicted model, not a curated record. The transcript is spliced from 5 exons. Gene Ontology annotation, molecular function: anaphase-promoting complex binding. Lineage: Eukaryota; Viridiplantae; Streptophyta; Magnoliopsida; Malpighiales; Euphorbiaceae. Gene Ontology annotation, biological process: negative regulation of organ growth. The coding region runs from base 466 to 729 and encodes 87 amino acids.
CCAAUUAUAUUGUAACAAAAAGCUUUUUCCGUCGCCCUCUCUACGCUCCGUCCCUCUCUCUCGCAAAUCUCUCUCUCCCCCUCCACUUCUCUUCCUCUCUCUGUUGAGCGUGACUGCGUACCUCUCGUCCUCUCUUUCGAUCGCAACGCGUCCGGCCUCUUUUCCAGGCUGCAAAGAGGCUUUUUCAGAGUGGUGAGCUUAAAAGCCAACUUGAGGAUUUCUGCAAGUACACUUGAAUAUCUGGAAUAUAAGAUAAGCACUACUAGAACAUGGGAAGAUCCAAGCGCUAUAAUUCUUCUGCAUUUGUAAUAGAAUGCUUCUAGCGCUACUGUUGAACAUAUGCACUAAUCUUCCUCAGAAGCUAUUUGAAAGCUCACGAAGACCAUCUGUGACAAGUUAAAAUUUUAUUUUUCCUGCUCAGUCCUGGGAAAAAAGAAUUUCCAGGAAAGUAGAGGAGAAAAGAAGAUGAAUAGUACAUCACCAGCUCAUUCAUCACUAUCAACAACAGCAAUUGUUGGAGGAGGCAGUGGUAGUAAUGCUGCUUUUGAAGAUUUUCAUUUCCCUUCCGAUCUUAUAUCUAUCCAAGACCGCAAAGAAGAGGCCAUGCUUGUUCUGAAAGCUGAUCUGAUGGCUGCACUUAACAAAGAGGUUAAAUCCUUGGAUGAAGAUAAUUGGAAGUUUGAAGGGCCCCGUUCGCGCAUCCACCUUAUAUCUAGGCCUGGUGGUUAGUAUUGGAGAUAAAGGUCUAUAUCUCUGUUAAAUGGACAGAUGUGGCAUCAGAUCUUGGGCUAACUUUCAAGUUCACUUGAGCUUAGAAAAUCAACUUGCAUAAAAUAGAAAUUUUCUUGUCCUCAUCUCCCUUAGAGGCUUAAAAAAGGUUGACUUAGGAAGAAGUAGUUUGUUGAAGGAAACUUAUUAUCUCCUAUGAGAUGAAUUUUCUCCACCAUAGCAUCCUGUACCAUAAAUAUUUACAUGUAAUAUUUUUAACUAGGACAGAGUGCUAAACAUGGCAUCUUCUUUCAUGUUGGUGCUUGGAAACGGCUUAUAAUGUUGUUUAAAUUUGUUCUUUCACUUAUUGUGAAGGGUACCUUAUUCAUUUUUCCAGAACAAGAAGGAUCAUUCAAAAAGAAAGGAUCAAAACCUAUGAACUGAACUCAAUUCUGUUGUUCCUUCCAGUUCUCUUAAAGAAAUCCAUAUUUGUUCCAGGGUAUUAAAGAAAUCUGUCAAUGUAAUUUUGAAGUUGAAAAUUGACUGUGGACAUUUUUUAAAAGUUUUAGAUAAGUAUUGUGGCAUAACUGAUAAAUGUCGGUAUCCCCUUGUAUGUCCGUGCUUUGUAAGGAAUUUGACAUGCUAGGCAUACAUUUACUAUGAAAUCUGGAAGAUAGAAGAGCAGAUGUUUAGUGACAGCCUUUAAAUAUCUUUCUGACACUUGCUUCUUUCUGUGCUAAUGAGUCUGAGGCAUAUAUGAGCAGGACAGUGCACGUCUGCACAUUCUUGUUCGAGUUCUUGGCCAGAUCUACUUUAUUUCUGAUCAACUGGUCGAACUUUAUGUAAUUUAUGUCUAAUAAUGGUUUAGAUUUAUUUGAGAAAUCUUCUGCUGUUAAUUCCAA